AGGGUAACUGUGUAAAUCUUGCUGCACCCCUGCCCCUGUAUAUAAGGCGUGGGAGGGACUCCGUGAUCAGUAUUCAUUCUCACAGGACCCAGAUACAUUGUAUUCUCUCGUGCAGAGGGCAACACCGGGCAACCAUGGCAGACACCCUGAGGAGACUGGCAAACAGUGAGACAUGCAGACUACUGCAGGACAAGCUGGAAGACUGGUACAAGGAUUACCACAUUAAUUCAUGUGACAAUAAUCUGAAUGUUUGCUGUGAACUUCUUGAGUUGCAUGCAAAAAUCCAGGGUCAGCUAUUCACAAUCCUUAGUGUGACAGCCCGGGAAGGUGGUCAAUAUGCUGGAGUUGAAACCCUUAAAAGCCGAUUCCUGCCGUGGCUGGGGUCCUGUUUUACUACAAGCUCCUCGAGUGCUGACAGUAGCUUUUCACUUCUUCAGGAAUCACUUGAGAGAGACAGGAAAUUGAGAGACAUCUCUGCUUCUCAGGAAAAGGACCUGCAAAGAUUGGAGACCCAACUGGCAUCCACACGCUCUGAACUGAGCAACGUCAGACAAGACCUGAUAGAAGCACAAAUUGAACUCGAAGACACAAAAACUAAAUCAGCAAGCACUCUUCUGGCCACCGAGGAAGAGAUUCUUCAGUUGAGAUCAGAGUUAAGAUCUACCCAGGAUAAGUUGGAGCUGAGAAAGCUAGACUCUCUGGAUGAUUAUGAGCGACAGAUACGACUGCUUAAGGAUGAAAUUUCAAUCUUGUCUGCUGAGAAGAGUUUACUGCAUGGCAGACUCUCUCGAAGUCGCUCUCCCAGCCCUCUGCGACACUCCAGCCGAUCAUCAAGUCCUUUCUUAAGGAGCGAAUCACCCGCCAGAUUAACCAACUCCUCUCGCCGCGCUCGCCUUAUCUCCAGAUUUAAUGACAUCUUUGCUAAUGAUCGUUUAGAUGCUCAGAAUCUCCUGAGGCGAUACAUUGACGAAUUAGAGAUGGUUCAGAGGAUCAUUUUUAUCGCCACUGUGGAAUCCUUCCACGCAGCCAAGAUGGCUUUCAGGCAGUUUAAACUCCGUGUAAGGAAGACACUGUCUCCAUCUCACUUGGGACCUGAAUCACUGGAAGAUGCUGUGAUUGACUACAUUGUGCGCAAUUUGGAUUGCUAUGACGUCCAAUCCAGUGUUAAUGAAGUGAUCAGUGCAAUGAACGUGAACCCUAAAAUCUCCUUCCCGCCAGAAGUAGACUUUAUUCUGAUCAGCGGGUUCAUCCGCGAGGUGUGCCGCCUUGCUUUUGCUAUGCAAACUCUAGAAGAGCCAUUGGACAUCGGAUUUGCUGUAGACGGAGAGCUGUUUGGUGAAAACAAAUACCGCCGUACCUAUGACUCUGAACUUACAGCUCCACUAGUUUGUUACCACGUGUGGCCAACUCUGAUGGAAAGUGACACGGUCAUUGUGAAAGGAGAAGCCGUGACUAAGAGAGGUGCUCUGUGGAGUCCAGGAAAGAGUAGAAGUCGGAGCUCUAGUCCAAUUCGGUCUCGUUCAGCCAGUCCCGGUCGAGCCUUGACCUCUAGAAGCCGUAGUCCUUCCCCUCUUAGAAGAAGUGGAACUCCAAGAUUCUAACUGGCUGACUUUUAUGUGUGAAAUCAAUUCAUCAGGAAUCAGUCUUUGUCAGUGGUGCUUCAUUGUGUCUCCAGAGUACCUCAGACCUUCAUUACGAUAAUGUGAAUGGAUAUUUAGUGGAUAAAAUGUUUUAUAUGUAGUGUGUUUUUAAUUUUUUUUUGGAUCACUGUACUUAUAUAUUAUUUUUCUGUACAAAUAAAAUGUAAUUUUCAGAUAUUUUUUUCUUUUGACAUUUAAGCAUGUUAAGGGAACUUUUUAGAAAAAAGAGAGAUGUUAAGGUAAUGGUGACAUGAUGAUAAAGUUAUAGCAGUGGCUCGCAAAUCAUACAUCUCUUUGGGUUUUGUUGGGGUACCAUGGUGGCAGAUAAGGUAAACUAGAGUGGAAGUUUUAAAACAGACCGAGUGGCUUGUUGUACUUUUAUAAUCUGUAACAAUGCAAUAAAACUAUGUUUUAUGUGUACCUUAAAGGGACUCUCCAGUUCCAGGAAAACAUCCUGCAGUGCCCCGCUCCCUCCCACCCCCCCACCCCAUGUUGCUGAAGGGGUUAAAACCCCUUCAGUGACUUACCUGAAUCCAGCGCUGAUAUCCCUCGGCGCUGGGUCAGGCUCUGCCAAUGCUCCUCCCCUGCCAACUUCAGCCGGCGGGGGAGACCUAAGGCGAAUGCGCGGCAAUGGCUGCGCGCAUUAGACCUCCCCAUAGGAACGCUUUCCUACGGG
Pelobates fuscus (common spadefoot toad) is the source of this 2316-nucleotide messenger RNA. RefSeq names its product spermatogenesis associated 18 (gene SPATA18). The coding region runs from base 135 to 1601 and encodes 488 amino acids. The transcript is spliced from 13 exons. Gene Ontology annotation, biological process: mitochondrial protein catabolic process; mitophagy by internal vacuole formation. The record is from RefSeq and is a predicted model, not a curated record. Gene Ontology annotation, cellular component: mitochondrial outer membrane. NCBI's taxonomy places the organism in Eukaryota, Metazoa, Chordata, Amphibia, Anura, Pelobatidae.